ACCGUGACAAUUAUUUAUUCUAUGAAUCGAAGGUUAGGUAACUUGACUCUUGACUCGGAUCAGAAGUUUCAAAAAAACCUUUUUUAAUUAACACAGGAGGAAAAGUUAUCCUCAAGAAGGUCAGUUCUUGAAAUAGCUUUACAUAAUGUGGUUCGAAAUACUGCCCAGUAUGGGCAUAGUGUUUGCCUGUAUGAGCUUGCCUCAUGCGAGUCUUUAUGUACUGAAUCAAUUAUUCCAUGGGAAUCAUUUUCGAAGGUCUCUGGAUACCACUGAACUCGCCAAGCAGUAUCUUAGAGAUGAGCGAUUAACAGGAGAUGCAUAUAAAUUAAGCGGAUUAGAAGCUAUUCCUGAUGCUUGAAUAGUUUAUCAGACAACGUAGUUGAGCAAAAUUGUCCUACAUAAUUUGAGAAUGAUUGUGAAAUAGAGAAGUCAAGUGAG
Messenger RNA from Coccinella septempunctata (seven-spotted ladybird), 438 nucleotides. RefSeq lists its product as uncharacterized. The transcript is spliced from 2 exons. NCBI's taxonomy places the organism in Eukaryota, Metazoa, Arthropoda, Insecta, Coleoptera, Coccinellidae. The record is from RefSeq and is a predicted model, not a curated record. The coding region runs from base 146 to 358 and encodes 70 amino acids.